Messenger RNA from Trametes versicolor FP-101664 SS1, 2413 nucleotides. RefSeq lists its product as uncharacterized. The coding region runs from base 140 to 2413 and encodes 757 amino acids. The record is from RefSeq and is a predicted model, not a curated record. Gene Ontology annotation, molecular function: voltage-gated chloride channel activity. Gene Ontology annotation, biological process: transmembrane transport; chloride transport. The transcript is spliced from 18 exons. Gene Ontology annotation, cellular component: Golgi apparatus; early endosome; membrane. Lineage: Eukaryota; Fungi; Basidiomycota; Agaricomycetes; Polyporales; Polyporaceae.
CUGCUGCGCCCACUCGGGCUUGCGCAACGCUGUACUCAACUUUACAACUCAAAUAAACUGGUGAACUGCAAUAACUCGCUACGCACACUAUAGCCUCCAGAUCUGAGGCUCUCGUCACAGACUUGUAGCUCCGGGAAGAAUGUGGGACGGCUCUUCCAACACCCAACUGCCAUGGUUCAGCACCGGCAAAGACAGUCCGCUCGAGGCCGACGUUCGUGACGCCGAGGCGUACGAGUUCGUCGAGCAUGGUGAGCCUCGCGCGCCUGGCCUGCUUUCACCACCGCUCGGAAAGCCUGUCGCCUACGAAGAAGGCAGCACGAUCGACUGGUUGCGUGAGGAAGCGGCCGAGCGCGAGCGCAAGCGAGUGAUGGGCCAGCAGCGCGGCCUGCGCGGCUUGCUUUCGCUCGUGCAGGACUCGGUCGGAAUGUGGGUGGUGAUCGUGCUCACGGGCAUGGGGACGGGCGUGGUGGGCGCGUGGCUGGACGUGCUGGUCAGAUGGUUGGGCGACUUGAGGGAAGGGAGGUGCACGUACGGCUUCUUCUACAACCAAGUUGCGUGUUGUAGUGGGCUUGACCCCGGAGAGAUAUGCCGCGAAUGGCAGUCCUGGAGUGAAUACCUCAACGUGAACAGUAUCUUCGCCCAGUCGCUGUUGCAGUCUGCUAUAUAUAUUGCACUUUCGAUCGCCUUUGCAGGAAGUUCGGCCAUCCUGGUGAAGUCCUAUGCUCCAUAUGCGUUCCAUACCGGAAUUCCUGAGAUCAAGGCAAUUCUCAGCGGCUACGUCCUGGAUGCAUUCCUAGGUCCCUGGGUGCUCCUCAUCAAGUCUCUAGGACUCGCACUUGCCGUCGCGUCCGGGCUCUCCUUGGGGAAGGAGGGACCUCUGGUCCACGUCGCAUGCUGUUGGGCGUUCUUGCUCUCCCGCGCGUUGCCACAAUUCAAGCACAACGAAGCGCGUAAACGCAGGCUACUCGCAGCAGCCGCAGCAGCGGGAGUCUCGGUCGCAUUCGGAAGCCCCUUGGGUGGAGUGCUCUUCGGUCUCGAGGAGCUAGACGCGUUUUUCGACGACGGCGACGUGAUGUGGCGCGGCUUCGUCACGUCUGUUAUUGCUGCUGUGUCGCUGCAGUACAUUGACCCCUUUGGGACGUCGAAGCUUGUGCUCUUCCAAGUCACCGAGUCUAGGUCCGUUUGGCGGGCUUUCGAGCUUAUACCUUGGGUGUUCCUCUCCGUCGUAGGGGGCCUCCUUGGCUCGCUUUUGAUUAAGCUAAACACCGCCGCUGCGGUGUACAGGCGGCAUAGCAUGCUUCACGAGUGGCCCAUCGUGGAAGUCGUUGGCUUCACGGCCAUCACGGCCGCCGUCAGCUAUCCGAUGGUGUUCAUGCGAGUGCAGUCGUCCGAACUCGUUGCGAAUCUGUUCCAGGAGUGCGACCCGGCCAAGGGCGACUACCACGGUCUAUGCAAUCCUAGCGCGAUCUGGGCGAACGUCUUUCUCCUCACUCUCACUGCCCUAGCCAAGGUGGGCUUCACCGCUUGGACCUUUGGCAUGAUGGUUCCCGCCGGUAUUUUCUUGCCGACUAUUACCAUCGGCGCAAGCCUCGGGCGCGCAGUAGGGCUGAUUACGCAGGGAUUGCAUAGAGCGUACCCUACAGCCUGGCUAUUCGCGUCAUGUCCUCCCGAUCCUACCGUGCGGUGUGUAUCACCCGGAUUCUACGCCGUCAUUGGCGCAUCUGCCAUGCUCGGCGGCGUCACCAGGAUGACAAUAUCCCUGGUCGUCAUUCUCUUCGAGCUCACCGGCGCGCUCUCGCACGUCCUCCCGAUCAUGAUCUCCGUCAUGGUCUCGAAGUGGGUCGCAGACGCGUUCGGUGAGGACGGCAUCUACUCGACGUGGAUCGCGAUGCGCCAGUACCCGUGGCUGCCCGCGCGCGAGUUCCGCGACGACGGCCAGACGGCCGCGCACGUCAUGAAGGGCGCGGCGAACCUCGUGGUGGUGCACGACGAUGCGCUGCUCGGGGAGCUCGACGAGCUGGCGCGCACGCACGCGUUCCGCGGAUUCCCGGUUGUGAAGGGGGACCAGUUGCUGGGCUUUGUGCUGAGGGAUAAGUUGCAGGCUGCUAUCGACGCAAUAUUCGCGGAAAACCCUGCGGGGGAUCGUAGGUGCACAUUCGUGCCACCGAGUCAGGCGGCGGAAGGGGACAGCAGCGUACUGAAUUUGUCGUCACUGCUGGAGGAGGCCGUGCUGCAGCUGCGGAAGGAUGUGCCGCUCGAGCUCGUCGUGAACAUGUUCCAGAAACUGAACCUUCGACAUAUCCUCUUCUCCGAAGGCGGUAAGCUCACCGGUAUGGUGACGAAGACCGACGUCGUCUGGCUGCUCACCGCCCAAGCAUCGCAUGCGGGCGCGCUCGCUGAGGACCGCCGCUAG